AUGCCAGUAAGUAAAACUUUGUCCAAGAUCAAGAAGGGUUUAGCCAAGAAGGGUAAAGUGACCAUCCAUCCAAAGGGUCGUAAAUUCCAACGUUUGACAAGAGCUACAUUACGUGAGGAGAAGAUCGCUACCAGAAAGAGAGCACAUAAUGAACGUAAAUCUAACGAACUUUCUCGUGUGAAAUACAUCCAAAAUCUUAUAAAUUUAGAUUCCUUUAAGAAUAAGACAACGUUUUCUACUGAAGAGAUAGCUAUUUUCAUUAAUCAAUUCAUAGAGAGAGAUGAUGAAGAAUUAAACGACUUAAUAAAGAAGAGAAGAUCUAAUCGUCCACCUACCACAAAACAACAAAUGCUACAAAGUAAAAGAGAUCUAGAGAUGGAAGAAUUCAAUAAGGGAUUCUUGUGCCCAGAUUUAACCGAUAUUAAAAAUGUUGAAUUCUUAAGGAAAUGGAAUAACAGUUUUGGUUCUAUGAGUACUCUGAAAUUGAUGAGAAUAGAUUCGGAUGGUAAACAAGUUAUUGGUGGUGGUUUAAAUACAAGUGAUCCAGUAGCAAAUGAUAUCGAAAUGAGCUGA
Maudiozyma saulgeensis is the source of this 573-nucleotide messenger RNA. NCBI's taxonomy places the organism in Eukaryota, Fungi, Ascomycota, Saccharomycetes, Saccharomycetales, Saccharomycetaceae. The record is from the annotation of a GenBank genome assembly.